Molecule: messenger RNA, 1601 nt
Organism: Lampris incognitus (smalleye Pacific opah)
Lineage: Eukaryota; Metazoa; Chordata; Actinopteri; Lampriformes; Lampridae
Exons: 2
Coding region: 341-1258 (305 amino acids)
Source: RefSeq, a predicted model, not a curated record
AUAGGAGUGUUACGGCUCGCCCAUCCCGUGCCUGCAGCCAAUCAGCUUGUCAGGGCUGGGCUUAGUCGUCAGGGCUGGGCUUAAGUUUGCUGGUCUCCCGGAGCCCGUUGCCAGUUCGUGCAGUAACGUCCUCGUUGAAGUGGUUACGCUUCCCUCCCUGUGUAUUCUCUCCGAGUUUAUCUCAACCCAUGGAUUUGCUAUUUUCUCUGCGGAGUUUUUUUCCCUGCGAAAUCAUCCUGCUGCGUCCGCAAUUUGGAUUACCCAGACACAUCACGACCCAGACAACCAUGGAGAGGCAUUGGAGACUCUAAAGGAGACACUAGCAGAACAGAAGCAGGAGAUGUUGAACCUGAAGAUGGAACUUCAAGCCAAAGACAGCCAAAUUCAGUUGCUUGGGAAGGAACUUCAUGCAUACACUACAAAUGCAUUAACCCCAGAGUGUCUAAACAACAGUCAUGUACCUGAGUACUUCCACUACUGCACUGAAUUCACCUAUGAUCAGUUCAACAGCUUAUGUGAAUUUUUCAAAGUACCCAAUGAUCCCAUCACUCCACAAACAAACAUUCCUCUCUCUUACAAAAUGCCAGACAUCGAGAUCCAAAAACUUCCCGUGUGUAGUCAGUUUUUACUCACACUAAUGAAACUAAGGCAAAAUUUUUACCACAAAGAUUUAGCAUUUAGAUUUCAGAUUUGUGUACAGAGUGUCAGCACACUGAUAAACUCCUGGGUAGACUACAUGUAUGACAGACUUGGCCAACUGUCCAUUUGGCCGCAUAGAGAUGUGAUUUCACAGAACUUGCCUGUUAACUUUAAAGAGGAAUUCCCAAAUACAUUUGCAAUUCUGGACUGCACAGAACUGAAGACACAGAAACCCAGCUCAUUACUGUUGCAGAGUCAAACCUAUUCAACCUAUAAGUCCUCCAACACACUGAAGUCACUAGUUGCUUGUGACCCACGAGGUGCAGUUAUGUAUGUGUCUGCUAUAUUCACUGGAUCUCUUUCAGACAAAGAGAUCUUUAAUCAGUGUAAUAUCAUAGAGCUACUGCAGGGUUGUAUUCAGUGUGGCUACCUUAAAGUUGGAGAUGGAUUAAUGACCGACAAAGGUUUUUUGAUUGAGAAAGAAGUGGAAGAGAUUGGUCUCAGACUGAACAUUCCACCUUUUGCUAGAUCUAACUGUCAGAUGCCACAUGCAGAUGUUGAGAUGACCAAAAAAAUCGCCAAACACAGUUCAUGUGGAAAGGGCAAUUGCCAAAAUUAAAAAGUUUAAGAUUGUUUCUGGUAGAAUACCAAUGUCCCGACUUUCCAACAUAAAUCAGAUAUGGUACGUGGUUAGCAUGGUGUCCAACUUCCAACCACACAUCAUCAAAGACCAGUGAUCAGGAGGCGCCCUGGUGGCUAUGGGUCCCCUCCUCUCGUACCUUUCUGUCUACAAGGUAUUACUGUACUAUAAUACAGGUACAUGUCCAUUACAUCCUUUUUCAUGUUUCUUUAGUCAUAUUAGUCCUAUGUAAUAUUGUAUGAUACUAACCUACUUGAAAUUACUUGUACACUAUUGCCUAUGUAACAAGUGACUUUUGGAUACAAAAUAAAUACUUAUGUUG